UUCCAUCAACCUAAGGAGCAGUAUGAUGGAUAAAGCCACCUCCGUUCACCUCUGCCUUGGGACAUUAACUUUCUUGUUAAUGAUUUCUGUUCAUUCAGCUCAAGGGAAGCCUUAUAUAUUGCAAGAUAAUGAACUGUUUCCAGAGAAAGAAGAUAUCAAUCACCAGGAUAUGUUAUUGACACUUCUCCUCAAUAAACACCUUCCAAUGAGGAGACCUUCACAUUUUGAGAUGGAGCUGGAGAGCAAACUGGAGCAACUGGAACAGCUGGAAAAACUAAAAGAACAACUUCUGGAAGAAAAAAGUGGUGAUAUGAACUACCCCAUGGAAAGGCUUUCACCCUCACACCACAACAAACGAGCUUGUUUUUGGAAAUACUGUGUGUGAAGAUUCCACAUCAAAAGGGGACAUAAUCAUUUCAAUGUAUAUUGAAGCUCUGGAACAUAAACCAAAAUUAACUUUAGCAACAAUGAGAAACUGUGAAUUUAUUUUUUUAUGCAAUGUUUGUAAUUUAUUUGUGUGUUUUAUUGUUCAUCUCAGUGGAAAGCUGUACGUGAUCUACAGAGUUUUUAACUCCCGGGAGAUUCAUGAGCCCACAAUGCAUUAAAUAGAAUGCAUUUUUUGUCUCAAUAGAUGUUGCAAAAUGAAUUUAUUACUGUAUUUUUCGACAUUG
This is a messenger RNA of Nanorana parkeri, 671 nucleotides long. It is a transcript of the gene UTS2B, whose product is annotated as urotensin 2B. NCBI's taxonomy places the organism in Eukaryota, Metazoa, Chordata, Amphibia, Anura, Dicroglossidae. The coding region runs from base 23 to 385 and encodes 120 amino acids. Gene Ontology annotation, biological process: regulation of blood pressure; blood vessel diameter maintenance. The record is from RefSeq and is a predicted model, not a curated record. The transcript has 5 exons. Gene Ontology annotation, molecular function: hormone activity. Gene Ontology annotation, cellular component: extracellular region.